UGACGUAUCGUGUCGUAAAAUUAAGUAGUGUAAAAUUAAAACUAACCUAAAAAUAUACGCGUGUUUAACAUGUUUCGAUCUCUCCGUAAAGAAUUUACUUAAACGUACAUAUUUAUAUAGGUAUAUGAGAAGAAAGAGAAAGAGAGGAACAAAUCAAAGUUGGUGAUGGGAGAGAGAAAUUGGAGAGAUUGGAGACCUUUCGUGUACGGAGGUUUAGCUUCUAUCGUUGCAGAGCUGUGUACUUUUCCCUUAGACACGACAAAAACACGAUUGCAAGUACAAGGCCAGAAGUACGAUCAAAAGCUUGCACGUUUAAGAUACUCUGGCAUGACUGAUGCUUUAUUACAAAUAUCCAAACAAGAAGGAAUCAAAGGUUUAUAUUCCGGAAUCAGUUCCGCCAUCUUACGACAAGCGACAUAUGGAACUAUAAAGUUUGGCACUUACUAUUCACUGAAGAAAGCUGCGAUUGAUACAUGGGCAACAGGAGAUUUAGUCACGAUAAAUAUUGUUUGCGCAGCAUUAGCUGGAGCUAUAUCGAGCGCAAUUGCCAAUCCUACUGAUUUAGUAAAAGUUCGUAUGCAAGUCACUGGCGGUGAAACAAAUGUGUCGCUGUUUACUUGCUUUCACGAUGUAUACAAGCACGAAGGUGUUCGCGGGCUUUGGAGGGGUGUUGGGCCAACUGCUCAACGAGCGGCCGUUAUUGCGGCUGUCGAGUUGCCUAUAUAUGACUAUACCAAGAGUAAAUGUAUGAGUGUGUUGGGAAAUAGUGUUAGUAAUCAUUUUGUAUCUAGUUUUGUAGCUAGUAUGGGGAGUGCCAUAGCUUCAACGCCUAUAGAUGUUAUUCGCACCCGAUUGAUGAAUCAAAGGAGAGUGCACGUUGGUGGCAAGAAGCUUUCGUCAUAUAUUUACAGUGGCAGUAUAGAUUGCUUGGUCCAGACGAUUAGAAAUGAAGGAAUUCUGGCACUGUAUAAAGGUUUUAUCCCGACAUGGUUCAGAAUGGGACCGUGGAAUAUUAUAUUUUUUAUUACUUAUGAGCAAUUAAAACAGUUGUGAUGCAUCGUUUGUCAUUAUGUCAAAUCUUCAAAUUCUUCACCACGAUAAGGUCUGAAAUACAUUUCAACAUAAACACAAGUAUAUUUAACAUUACUAUCAAAUAAUCUCAGUUGUAUACAACUCAGUUGAUUGUGAAAAUGACUGUUAAAUAGUUACCUUAAUGCGAUAUAAAAUAAGUACUUGAAAUACAGAAACAAAUUAGACACAGCA
Messenger RNA from Vollenhovia emeryi, 1263 nucleotides. It is a transcript of the gene Bmcp, whose product is annotated as kidney mitochondrial carrier protein 1. The record is from RefSeq and is a predicted model, not a curated record. The transcript has 8 exons. Gene Ontology annotation, biological process: transmembrane transport. The coding region runs from base 166 to 1053 and encodes 295 amino acids. Lineage: Eukaryota; Metazoa; Arthropoda; Insecta; Hymenoptera; Formicidae.